AUGAAAAUUAAAUAUGCUAAAAAGGUCAAAAUGUAUAUAUUCCAUAAUUCAACUUCAUAUUUUAUGGAUAACUAUAUUUAUUACUGAAGUAGUUCAUACAAAGAUAGAAUCUACUUCAAAUGUUCGCAUUCGAAGUGUCCUUCAAGGAUCACAAUCGACUGUAAAAAUAAAACCUACUUUAUUUCCAAAGAACACCGAGGAAAGCAUUUUCCUAAAACGAGCAUACCUUCAGUCGAUAUAAAGAAUUUUGUUGAAGACCCAAUCGCAAUUGGAAAAGUCGCUAUCAAUGUAGCAAACACUGAUAGAAAAACAAAGAAGGCAGCUAUUGAUGUCUUCUUCGAAAAUUCUGAGUAUGCAAAUACGUUCGCUAGCUCCUCCAAAUAUAAAUAAUAUUGUUUAAAUUCUCGAAGAUUAAUUUUUUUAAAAAAUUCCAAUUUGCAUCAAUAUAAAGAAAAUCAUCAUAAUCUUUUAGAUCGCCAACUGUUUAUAUCAAGCAUAAUAUUGGAAUUUAAUAAAAAUAGUAAUCAAUUGUAAAAAAUUUUUUUAUUUAAUUAUAGAGACUAAGGUUUGAUUUUAUUAUCAUUAAUCCUUUUUCAGAGUAAGGAUGCUGUAGAUAAAGGAUUUGCAAUAAGUGCUUAUGUUUUUGAAAAUGUACUGACAUCUCUUAAAGAAUCCAAGAAGAAUUAUCCGACACUUCUCAAAAUGAUAAUACUCGUAGAGUCUCAUGAUAAAGUCAUAAAGAUGCUUAAAGAAAACUCUAAUUUUAUUGAGCGAUCUCAAAUUUUCACCAAAGGUAUUAAGGAUAACGAAUAA
Molecule: messenger RNA, 813 nt
Organism: Blepharisma stoltei
Lineage: Eukaryota; Ciliophora; Heterotrichea; Heterotrichida; Blepharismidae
Source: the annotation of a GenBank genome assembly